This is a messenger RNA of Nerophis lumbriciformis (worm pipefish), 1416 nucleotides long. The record is from RefSeq and is a predicted model, not a curated record. NCBI's taxonomy places the organism in Eukaryota, Metazoa, Chordata, Actinopteri, Syngnathiformes, Syngnathidae.
AUGUCGGAAGAUAACAGUGCAGAUAACUUCAUCAAGGAGGCAUCCAUCUUAGAGGAAUACAACAUAAACUGGACACAGAAACUAGGGGCUGGCAUCAGUGGACCUGUCAGAGUAUGUGUGAAGAAGUCAAAUCAGGAACGGUUGGCUCUGAAGAUUCUCAUUGAUCGCCCCAAGGCCAGAAAUGAGGUGCGACUCCACAUGAUGUGCGCCAAUAACCCAAACAUAGUGCAAAUCUUGGAGGUGUACGCCAACAGUGUCCAGUUCCCACACGAGUCCAGCCCAAGGGCCAGGCUUUUAAUUGUCAUGGAGAUGAUGGAAGGUGGCGAACUGUUCCAUAGAAUCAGUCAGCACAGGCACUUUACUGAAAAGAUGGCCAGCGAGGUCACAAAGCAGAUCAGUCAAGCCUUGGAACACUGUCACUCCUUAAAUAUUGCACAUCGGGACCUGAAGCCAGAGAAUCUACUCUUCAAGGAUAAUUCUCUGGAUGCUCCCGUGAAGCUGUGUGACUUUGGCUUCGCUAAAAUAGAUCAGGGGGACUUAAUGACACCCCAGUUCACUCCUUACUAUGUAGCACCUCAGGUACUUGAGGCUCAAAGAAGACACCAAAAGGAGAAAUCUGGAAUCAUACCUACCUCACCCACUCCUUACACCUACAACAAGAGCUGCGACUUGUGGUCUCUGGGUGUCAUCAUUUACGUGAUGCUGUGCGGGUACCCUCCAUUCUACUCUAAGCAUCACAGUCGGACCAUUCCAAAAGACAUGAGGAAGAAGAUCAUGAUGGGCAGCUUUGACUUCCCCGAAGACGAGUGGAGUCAGAUCUCGGAGAUGGCCAAGGACAUCGUGCGCAAGCUGCUGAAGGUGAAACCAGAGGAGAGGCUGACCAUUGAGGGAGUCUUGUCUCACCCGUGGCUUAACUGCACGGAGGCACUGGACAAUGUGCUGCCCUCCGCCCAGAUGAUGAUGGAUAAGGCGGUGGUGGCAGGCAUCCAGCAGGCUCAUGCAGAGCAGUUGGCCAACAUGAGGAUUCAGGAUCUGAACAUCAGCCUGAAGCCACUCAACUCUGUCAACAACCCAAUCCUCAGGAAGAGAAAACUACUUGGCCCCAAGCCCAGUGAUGGUUUCUUCAUUCACGACCCGGAGAACGGCGGCGAGGACUCCAACGUAGCGCUGGAGAAACUACGAGAUGUCAUUGCACAAUGUAUUCUUCCACAGGCCGGCGAAAACGAGGACGAGAAGCUGAACGUGGUGAUGUAUGAAGCCUGGCGAUUCAACAGGGACUGUAAGCUGCUGCGGGACGGCCUGCAGGGCCUCAGCUGGGAUGGUCGAGCGUUCUCUGAUAAGGUGGACCGCUUGAAAUUGGCCGAAAUUGUGAAACAGGCCAUUGAAGAAAGGACAAAUCUGGAAGAGUCUCACUAG